Molecule: messenger RNA, 1324 nt
Organism: Ciona intestinalis (vase tunicate)
Lineage: Eukaryota; Metazoa; Chordata; Ascidiacea; Phlebobranchia; Cionidae
Source: RefSeq, a predicted model, not a curated record
UGCGGAACUAGUUUGGGGACGAAAAUAUUCUUUGGCGAAAGCACUGGGGUUACGGGCGCGAGUUUUGUUUACUUCACUACAGUUGUUUUGUAGCUUAUGUUUAUUUACUACAACAUAAUUAAUAACAGGCACAGUUUGGUUGGAGAUUGGAUAUUCAAACUGUGUAAAGCUUUAACUUAACAUGGCGAGUGACGAUGACGUGAUACGCAAACGGUUGUUGAUCGACGGCGACGGUGGAGGCGAUGAACGGAGGUUGAACGCGCUCAUGAAGCUAUUUAUUAAGUGGUGUAACUCACCUGAUCCUGAUAUAUCAACACACCAACGAAUGCUGUCGUUUCUUGCUGUUGGUGAAUUCGCUGUAGCCAAGUCAUCCUUUGUUUAUGAAAUGAAUAUGAAACAGAUGGAGAAAUAUAAACAACUACAGGAGGAAAUUGAUGCAAAUGUUUCUCUGGCCAAAAAAGAAAUUGAAAAAUGUAAAACCGAACUUGCUGAAGCUCGUCUAAUUCGAAAGAAUCGAAAAGAAUACGACGCGCUUGCUGGUGUGGUGUUGCAACAUCCGGAUAGGCAGCAAACUGAGGGACAAAUCUCUGAGUUGAAAUGUGACUUGAAAGAACUGGAAGCCAACGAACUAAGGCUUGUGGAGAAAUUGGACUUAAGGAAGAAACAGUUUCAUGCGUUGCUUACUUCCAUUAACCAUCUACAGAUAAUGCUCAAUGAAGAGGAAGAGGAGGACAAGCGAUCACUGGAUGUUGACAUGGAUGAUGCAAAGAUGGAUACUACGCCGGAAGAACUUGCGCAGAAAACCUGAAAUAUUUCACAAAAAGUUCAAUCUAUCAAUAGGAGGUUUCAAUACAGGCGUUAUGUGGCCUGUGUUGCAUCAAUUUGAAUCAUUUCAAAAUAUCAAUCAUUUGGACUUGGAGUUUUUUGAAUAAGUGGCCUUUGCUUAUGAAUGUUGGUUUUAUAAUCAUAAUGUGCCAACGUUAUGUCAUAGCCCAACUUGUGCAUAUUGCCCACAUCAUAGUUUGCUUCACACAGAGUUCUAAGUGUUUUAAAAUAACCCAAAAUGUACCAAUAUUGAACUAAUUUAUUGUUGGGUACUUGUCAGUGCUUUUCAUCAAACAGUUACUUUGUUUUGCUUACCUUAGUAAAAUUGACUUCAGAAACCUGAAAUCUGUCUAUUGAUUUAAAAUUUUACAUACUUGUUUUGCUUAGCAGUUUUUUUCAUUAAAAAAACGGUUUUUAAAAUGAAGAAAAGUGUAUGUGGCAAACAUGUUCGUGACGGAGAUAAAAUCUAACUGUCAUUAAAUAUCCCUCGGAUGUCAAA